Corvus hawaiiensis (hawaiian crow) is the source of this 1274-nucleotide messenger RNA. It is a transcript of the gene BSCL2, whose product is annotated as BSCL2 lipid droplet biogenesis associated, seipin. Gene Ontology annotation, biological process: lipid droplet organization; lipid storage. The transcript is spliced from 10 exons. NCBI's taxonomy places the organism in Eukaryota, Metazoa, Chordata, Aves, Passeriformes, Corvidae. Gene Ontology annotation, cellular component: endoplasmic reticulum membrane. The record is from RefSeq and is a predicted model, not a curated record. Bases 128 to 1210 code for a protein of 360 amino acids.
GGGCGUGGCUUGGAGCCGGAAGCGGCGGGCCCGGGGGCGUGGCCAGGGCGUGGCGGGAAGCGGGAGGUGCCGGCACUCGCUCCUCCCAUGGGGUUCCCCCCCCGUCCCUCCCCUCCCCCGCUCCGGGAUGGCUCCGGGGGGGUUCUCGGCCGCCCCUCCCCCCCCGCUCCUCACCUGGGGGGCUCAGCUGGGCCGGGGGGCGCGGCGGGCGCUGCUGCGGGGGGGGCUGGGGCUGAGCCUGGCGCUGCUCCUGCUCUGGGCCUCGCUCUUCCUCUACGGCUCCUUCUACUGGGCCUACCUGCCCGCGGCCGCCGUGCUGCGACCGCUGCACCUGGCCUUCAGGUCGGACUGUGACAGCCCCGGCCCCGAGCUCUGCUCCUUCCCCUCGGCCAAUGUGUCCCUGCUGGGGGAGCACCGCGAGAAGGUGCUGCUCUACGGGCAGCUCUACCGGAUCUCGCUGGAGCUGGAGCUGCCGGAGUCGCCGGUGAACCGCGAGCUCGGCAUGUUCAUGGUGACCCUCACCUGCUACGGGGCCGGCGGCCGCCCCUUGGCCACGGCCGCGCGCUCGGCCAUGCUGCACUACCGCUCGCGGCUGCUCCGGGCCCUGCACACCGCGGCCUUCGCCGGCCUCUUCCUCAGCGGCUUCGCCGAGCAGAGCCAGACCCUGGAGCUGGAGCUGAUGGGGCGCUACCGCGAGGACCCCUACACCCCGACCGUGGGGGCGUUCGUGGAGAUCCGGAGCCGGCGGGUGCAGCUCUACGGGGCGCGGCUCAGGGUGCACGCGCACUUCAGCGGGCUCAGGUACCUGCUCUACCACUUCCCGCUGACCUCGGCCGUGCUGGGCGUGGCCGGGAACUGGACGCUGCUGGCGCUGCUGACCCUCGGGGGGUACCUGCAGUGGGGGAGGGGCACCCGCCGGCCCCGCCCCCCCCCGCAGGACACGCGGAGCGAGGGAGGAGCCCCCGGGGAGGGGGAGGGGACAGAUCUUUCAGCCUCUCCCCAAAAUUCAGAGGAACCCGAAGUCGUGGGAGCCUCGGAGCCGAGCGAAGGCCCACCCCUGCUCAGCGCUGCCAACGCCGCCCCCAAGGAGGAGGAGGAGGAAGAGGAGGAGGAGGAGGGGCAGGAGGAAGAGGGGGUCACCCCCACACCCCACCCCCACCUUCCGGACAGCCCCUCCCCCCGCCAGCGCCAUGUCUGCUCCAGCUCCUGAACCUCCCCAAAUUUUGGGAGACACCAAUAAAGGCUUUGACUCUCACCCCCAACCCCCAAAAAGA